AUGCCUACUGGAUUGGCAGGAGUUUUGAAUGAAGUCGGCCCUGAAGAGCACAAGAGAGAUUCUGCUUAUUAUUCAAGUCUAGACCCAUCAUCAAAGCACAACUCGCAAUUAUCGAGCAGCGAUGUCGUCAUGGCUCCUUCUCCAACGGGAUACCAUUCCUCCAGUGCCGAUAUAAGUCCCUCUCCUGCAGCAAAUCACAUUGCCAGUCAACAACUUACCUCUCCCACCUCUGGCAGCAUGAGCGUCGCAUCUAUGGUCUCCCCAUCUUACGAAGACUCCGUGGCUAGUCAAUUAGCCUCCAUGUCGGGCCAAACAAAUAGACAAUCAUAUGGCUCCGGACUUGGAGCUCUUUCAAUGAACGGGGAUUCCCGUCGGGAGAGUGUUGAUUCUAGAUUGGGUACUGGUUUCCAAGAUUUGCGUCUCAAUUCGCCAUACGCCAGCAAUAAUCAAUCAACCACUUCAAUCCAGAGCACUUUACAACAGCAGCGCAACCCUGGUAAUACCGCUGACCGCUUGUCAAACCCGAGAUUCUCAAACAGCUAUCAACCACAACGUCUACCAGAACCAACCUCCCCCAGAAGUACAAUGCCAAAGACUGCUCCCAUGAUUACUGGUCCUGCUAUGUCUAAUAUUGCUCGCGCGGCUGAGCCAACUAAGGGAGAAGCUUGGGCGUUCCCUGAGGAACCAGUGCAUAGGGUACGGAACUCGCACGAUCGACAUCUCGAGGAUAACCAGAGCAUGAGCAGAAAUCGUCAAAUAUCUGAUUUGCAAGCUGAGGAUGGCGAUUCACCAAACAGUGGACAACCUUACAGUCGCACACCUGAGCUUCGUGUGAGCCAUAAACUUGCGGAAAGAAAACGCCGAACUGAAAUGAAGGAAUUGUUUGAAAACUUGAGGGAUUUGAUGCCUCAAGAACGCGGUAAUAAAGCUAGCAAGUGGGAGAUUUUGACAAAAGCUAUCGCCGAACAUAACGCACAGGCAAAGGAGAUACAAGAAUUGAAAGCGAGGCUACACAACUCACAAAUCGAGAUGGACAAUCUUCGCCGCGAAGGUAACGUCAUUCGCUUGGAGAAUUCCCAACUUCGCAGCGAUCUCAGUCAAGCUGGAUCCAAUAAUCAUCCGUCUGUCAUGAAUGGAUUCACCUCAAUGCCACAGAACGGUGGUUCACAUGUCGACAUGAAUGCAUAUCAACCAGAGAGUUACGCCCCAAGAGGUUCUUAUCAACGCAACGAGCAAUUACCACCACUUCGAAUGUCACAACCUGAAUCCAUGAGCGGAGUUCAAUAUCAAUCGGACAUGAACCGUAAUGGGUAUCGUGAUCCUCGAUUCUAG
Sclerotinia sclerotiorum 1980 UF-70 is the source of this 1332-nucleotide messenger RNA. RefSeq lists its product as hypothetical. NCBI's taxonomy places the organism in Eukaryota, Fungi, Ascomycota, Leotiomycetes, Helotiales, Sclerotiniaceae. Gene Ontology annotation, molecular function: protein dimerization activity. The coding region runs from base 1 to 1332 and encodes 443 amino acids. The record is from RefSeq and is a predicted model, not a curated record. The transcript has 4 exons.